AUGGUUGUGAAGGCUGCCGGACUGGUGAUCUACCGUAAGCUGGCUGGGAAAAUCGAAUUUCUGCUUCUCCAAGCAUCCUACCCACCGUACCACUGGACCCCACCAAAAGGACACGUGGAUCCAGGAGAGGAUGAGUGGCAAGCGGCGAUUCGAGAGACGAAGGAAGAGGCGAAUUUGAAUAAGGAGCAACUGACGAUCCAUGAGGAUUGUCAUGAGACACUUUAUUAUGAGGCCAAAGGAAAGCCAAAAUCCGUCAAAUACUGGCUUGCCCUUCUCAACAAUCCAGAUGAUGUCACGCUGUCUCAUGAGCAUCAGAACUGGAAGUGGUGUGAGGUUGAGGAUGCGAUCAAGAUUGCCGACUACGCGGAGAUGGCACAACUUUUCCGAAAAUUCUAUAAAUAUUUGAAUGCCUAA
Messenger RNA from Caenorhabditis briggsae, 414 nucleotides. RefSeq names its product Protein CBR-NDX-4 (gene Cbr-ndx-4). Gene Ontology annotation, biological process: AMP biosynthetic process; ATP biosynthetic process. The record is from RefSeq and is a predicted model, not a curated record. The coding region runs from base 1 to 414 and encodes 137 amino acids. Lineage: Eukaryota; Metazoa; Nematoda; Chromadorea; Rhabditida; Rhabditidae. Gene Ontology annotation, molecular function: bis(5'-nucleosyl)-tetraphosphatase (asymmetrical) activity. The transcript is spliced from 2 exons.